Messenger RNA from Monopterus albus (swamp eel), 4593 nucleotides. RefSeq names its product TBC1 domain family, member 22B (gene tbc1d22b). Bases 451 to 1905 code for a protein of 484 amino acids. NCBI's taxonomy places the organism in Eukaryota, Metazoa, Chordata, Actinopteri, Synbranchiformes, Synbranchidae. Gene Ontology annotation, biological process: activation of GTPase activity. The record is from RefSeq and is a predicted model, not a curated record. The transcript is spliced from 13 exons. Gene Ontology annotation, molecular function: GTPase activator activity.
AAAUACUGCAAGAAAAAUGGUCACUAGUUGACCCUGUUGUGGUUGUGAGUUUUAACACACUCGCCUUAGGUUUCUCAGGCCUUUCUUGUUUGAGCCUAUGUGAGCUGGGACCAUCUUUUUCUUCUCUGCUGUUUCUAACUGUUGAGGUGUCAGCUGUCACAUCGUCCGCCAUAUGCUUCACCAGUCUGUGCUGACAGAUAGUGACAGUAUGAAGUAGCUACUGAGAGAGAGGUGACAGUGAAGGAGACUGCUGUCGUGAUGAGGAGCAUUAUAGUGAUCUUAGAUUUCUUCUUUUAUAAUCUCACAGUGGUUUUUUAUACGAGUCAUAAAAACAGAAGAUAAGUGAAAUACAUCCUCUUUUUGUGGCUAAGAUGACCAGCAACUCACCCACAGCACGCUGUUUGUAUUUGAUUCAUAGCUUGCAUUUGCUUUACAGGGGAAACAGGAAGGAUGCUUGCAGAAGCUAUAUGGUAUCACAAAGACACAAAGCCCAAGGUCAACAAUCUUAAGUCUAAAAAGGCUUCUAGCUUCCAUGAGUUCGCCCGCAGCACCAAUGAUGCUUGGGACAUCGACGAUGCUGAGGAUGAGGAUUUCCUAGGGACCCCUGCCCCAGCUUCAUCAAGCCUACACUCGACGUCCAAACAGAACCAGCAACAGCAGCAGCAUCAGGUUGGUGACACAGAAAACAGGAUGCCACACAGUCUGGCACCUCUUACGACAGAAAGACUCCAGGAUGUUCAGGAGGAAGAGAGGGACUGCAGGCACAUCAACGGCAAGGUUGUCAAGUCUAAUAGUGAGGCCCACCUCAGCUCAUCCUCAGUUCACUCCACACUACAGAAGCAGCAGUCACUCCCCGUUCGACCCAUCAUCCCACUGGUGGCUCGCAUCUCAGACCAGAAUGCAUCAGGGGCACCGCCCAUGAUGGUGCGGGAGAAAAGCCGGCUGGACAAAUUCAAGCAGCUGCUGGCUAGUCCCAACACUGACCUCGAAGAACUCCGGAAGCACAGCUGGUCGGGCAUACCAAGAGAAGUCCGGCCAGUGACGUGGAGACUUCUCUCCGGCUACCUGCCAGCCAACAAGGAGCGCAGAGAGCUGGUGCUACAAAGGAAGCGGGAGGAAUACUUUGGUUUCAUAGAGCAGUAUUACCACUCCAGAACAGACGAGCACCAUAAAGACACAUACAGACAGAUCCACAUUGACAUUCCAAGAACCAACCCUCUGAUCCCCUUGUUCCAGCAGCCUGUAGUACAAGAGGUGUUUGAGCGUAUCCUCUUUAUCUGGGCCAUCCGUCACCCAGCCAGUGGCUACGUCCAGGGAAUCAACGAUCUGGUCACACCCUUCUUUGUCGUCUUCCUGUCUGAGUUUGUCACGGAGGAUGUGGAGAACUUUGAGGUGGCGGAGCUGCCUCUGGACACCCAGAGAAACAUCGAAGCUGACAGCUUCUGGUGCAUGAGCAAGCUGCUGGAUGGAAUACAGGACAACUACACAUUCGCUCAGCCUGGAAUUCAGAACAAAGUGAAGGCUUUAGAGGAGCUGGUCAGCAGGAUAGAUGAGGACAUUCACAAUCAUUUCAAGAAGUAUGAAGUGGAGUACCUGCAGUUUGCUUUUCGGUGGAUGAACAAUCUGCUAAUGAGGGAGCUGCCACUUCGUUGCACUAUCCGUCUGUGGGACACCUACCAGGCUGAAGCUGAGGGUUUCUCCCACUUCCACCUGUAUGUCUGUGCUGCUUUCCUCAUUGAGUGGCGCAAAGAAAUCCUCUCCAUGGUUGACUUUCAGGGCCUCCUCAUGCUACUGCAGAACCUUCCUACAAUCCACUGGGGUAACGAGGAAGUGGGUCUCCUCCUGGCUGAAGCCUAUAGACUGAAGUACAUGUUCGCAGAUGCACCCAGCCACUACAAGAGAUAGGCCUGGGGCCUCCACAUCACAGCAAGCGCUGUACCUUUAAACAGAAAAUCAAACUAGACUGUCACUGGAUGGGUGCAGGAUCUGAGCUAAUACAGACCUGGAGAGAGAGUGAUGUGUUCAAGUGCAGCUCCACAAGACCAACAGUAUGUGAUCUCAGAGCCACUGAACUUAUCCUGUGAAUAUGAAGUCCACACUGGAUUUAAGUUUAUGGUGCAGCCACAGAGCUCAGCAAAUAUGAAACUAUUUGCAGUGAGUAUACUGCAUUGUAUCACUGGACUGUUACAGUAUAAACUUGACAGCACUCAGACAGCGCACAACUCCGCCAAGGCAGCUUCCUCAUAAUGCCAUUAUACCUAAAAGCAUUAUUUCUAUGAUAGCUUCACCCUCAUAAUGAUUCCUUUGGAACCACACUGGUAUCAUUAAAAUGAUAUUUCCCUGAUGGCGGUUUUCCUUAGGAUGUAGGUCAGUAACUUUUGAAGAUUCAUCAAAUCUGUUGCCACCCUACUGAAUCAGCAGAGUUUCAGCUAGAAUUUGAUCUUUGUUGCAAGGCUGUAGCAUUGUUUGUCAUCUCCCAUAGCCAGUUUUCCAUGAGCCCUGUAAAUCAUAACAUUCUGGAUCAGCACAUCUGGAAUAUUGCUUGUAGACUUUGGUAUGUACUAGAUCUUGCAAUUUUUGUCCAAGCAUAGUAUGCACUAUGUAGGGAGUUAGAAGCAAAAAUAUUGAAAUCGGCCCUAUUUCGCAAUGGUGAGGUAUCCUUUUUAAAAAAAUCCAGAUCAUCAUCCAGAUCCAGGAAAUCAUGACCUCCUUGGUGGAGGUAAUAAUCACAGCUGUGCCAUUGUGGUUUACUUAUACUGAUUUUGGUCAUGUAACAUUGUCUCUCAAAUGAAAUGUACACGCUGUAAUAUACAGGGAUGAUGAAUGUUUGUGAGAUCAUCCUUUUAGUGAAAGUAUCUACAGAUUCUAUUUUUUGCAGAAUUGUUUUAUUAGUUCUACAAGGGGAAAAUGGGUGCACACCAGGCAAUUUUAAUAAUUUGCCAUUUUUUUUCUUUUUACUUAUUUAAUCUGAGUUUUUCAAGCUGUUGUAAAUAAGAUGGCCUUUGGGUUUCCCCUGCCUUUUCAGAUAAUAGAGCUAAUUUGUGAAUAGACAUAUUUUGGUUUAGAGUUAACAAGUCCGCGCCGUACAAUCAACCUCAAACAGUCAGUUUAAUUUGACUUGUACUUAGUUAUAAGAGCUAAAGAGUAGCAAACAGUAGAGAAAGUCAUUUGGUUUCAGUUUGCCUUCCUGUUAUUACAAAUCAGCUGUUCAAGAUGAUUUUUUUCUUUUUAAUCAGCUCAUAUAUGUUAACUGUGGCAAAAUUUCAAUUUUAUUGCCUCAGAAUAGAUUGGGAACAACAGAGACCUGGUUAAUGUAGCUUAGAAAUUUCCUGAACAUGUCAGCUGAAAUGUCUGAGAUUAAUCAAAAUUUUAUUGUAUUUUGAAUAAUUCUGAUAUACCUUUAUUGAGAAAUGGUGGCACCACAACUGGCACGAAUUGAGAUCAGUAACAACUGGUUUGUUUUGGCCUCAGGGUGCAUAACAAUGAGAGCAGUAGUGUUUUAGCUGACCCUAUAAUAAUCUGUGAAGUAUCUAUAAUAAGGUCUGAAAUGGAUUAAUGCUUUGUUGUCAUUAAGGCUUGGGUUUUAUAUUUGCUUCAGGUCAGGUCUCUCUUGUAUCUGUGACCUUUCCCCAACGGUCACAGAUAACAAGAGAUGGUUUUAUUUUUGAGUGAGGGGUGAAUAUGUAUGUUAUUGCUCCUCUACCUUCUUUGCCAGUGAUAAUUAUAACACAAUGUAUGUUUAGCCUUUGGUACUUUCCCUCCCUCUGUUUUGUUUUUUGGGGUUUUUUUUCUGUGAUCAUUGGUUGGUUUCAUUUUGAAGCACUUCCUGUGUUAGGCUGUAGUAAAGUUAAAAUCAGAUUUGCUGUCUGGCUGUUACAACAGUUUGAGUUUAGAAACAUCUUACAUGAUUUUAAAAAGUCUUAGCUCAUGUUCAGGUGUAAUUCAAUCCUGAAAUGUGAAGGUUCAACCACAGAGGUCCUUUAUGGCAGUGUAUCCAGGAAAGGGCUACUUAAGAUACUGUGGUACUUAAAUUGAGUGAAAUGUAUUUUAAUUUUUUGAAAGAUCUAACACUGUACCUAGCAUACCUGAUUCUGGUUUGUUCACUGUUGGUUUUUGCAUUGUUGCAUUGUCUAUAAUCUGGUGUUCAUCAACUCUGUUUUAAUUAACUGAAACCUUUUGAAUGUCUGUGCAUGUUACAGUCUGUUUUUGGCCUAAAGCUAGGCUUUCUUCAUUCAGGUGCACCAGCUGACUGUGUCCCUGCCAUGAUGGCAUCAUUCACUCCAUGCUGUUUUUAUGUAAAGCUCGCGUGCCCUUAAAAUAUGACGCUGAUGACUAAAGGCUGACAAAAUGAAAACUUAGUUUGUUUUACAAAUGUUUAUGCUGUUUUAUCAGUAAUAUGCCAAAUCUUUAUGGGCCAAUACAGUCUGUUUUAGAGUGCUUCAGUACUCAGUGCUGGUUUCAGCCUUAAAUUAAGAAUUAUUAAUUACUACAGUAUUUGCUGUAAAUAAUAUUUAACGUUUUGUUUAUAUUAAACAAUUAUUCUUCAUUUUCCAUUAGUAUGUGUGUGUUUGGGGGGCUAUAUUGAUCAGAUAU